AGAUAAGACAGAGCCAAUGAAGUAGCUGCAAGGUGGAGCUUAACGCUCAGUCUAUAAGCGCUGCAGUCUGUGCUGAGUCGAGCGCACUAGCUGUAGAAGCUGUUGUGUGAUUCUGUAUGGACUGCCUGUGUUGAGCAGCGGGGGCUGAAGCUGCUCCAGCCCGGACUCUGUCUUUAUCUGUUAAGUGCUCUCGCAGCCUCCUCUCGCCUGUACCGACCCUGACACCAUGCACACCCUGCAGAAGGACACUACCUUUACCAAGAUCUUUGUGGGCGGCUUGCCCUAUCACACUACUGACUCGUCCUUAAGGAAAUACUUUGAGGUGUUUGGGGACAUCGAGGAGGCGGUGGUGAUUACUGACCGGCAGACGGGGAAGUCCCGGGGCUACGGCUUUGUCACCAUGGCAGACAGGGUCUCAGCAGACCGAGCAUGUAAAGAUCCCAAUCCCAUCAUCGACGGCAGAAAAGCCAAUGUCAAUCUAGCCUACUUGGGAGCAAAACCAAGAGCCAUACAAACUGGAUUUGCUUUGGGCGUCCAGCAGAUUCACCCAGCUCUGAUCCAGCGUCCCCUUGGGCUCACUGCCCAGUACAUAUACCCACAAGCUAUUGUGCAGCCUGGAGUCGUCCUUCCAACCCAGCUGCAGUCAGUGACCUCUCCUUUCAUUGACUAUACAGCUUCUGCUACCUACGCGCAGUAUGCCACCUACGAUCAGUACCCAUACGCCGCCUCACCUGCUGCCAGCUACCUUGGAUUCGGCUAUUCCGCUCUGCAGCAGCCUGUGGUGGGCGGGAGUCCCGCUGCUGCCACAGCCGCUUUCGUACAGUAUCCUCCUCAACCACUGCAACCUGACCGGAUGCAAUAAAGGAAAAGGAGGAAGGGAAGGAGAAGGAUUAAAUGAUAAAGGACCUCACAUCAUCCGCUUGGGACUGUUAUUCUAAGGUGGAAAGAUACACGGGCGAUUAAUGGGAUAUUACUGUGAGAUCUCAUUGAACGGGUGAAUAUGGAGAGCUGUUUUGAAGUAUUAGUGGGGCAGACAGGAACCUGGGCUCCUCGAAGAUGAGUCAUCUCUUUCAGUUUACCUUCUGGAAAGAAGUGCCUCUGAUCAGAAACCGAACAUUAAUCACAAGCCAGGAAAGCAGACAACCCUCCCUCUAUCUCUCUCUGUUACUGUCUGUCUUUCUGUUUUUGUCUCUCUCACUCUCUGCCUUUCUCUCGUCAGCCUCUCUCUCUCUCUCUCUCACCCUCUCAAUACCCACCUCUGCCCCUUUCCCCCAAUUACAUAAUGUAUUCUCUCCUUAUCACCACCUCUUAGAAUAAAGAGUAGCAGACUGUUUAUUGUAAGGUACGAACUGCAGCAGAAAUGAUGCAGCGAGAUAAAAGAACACACAGACAAAACGCUAUUUUUGUUGUAUAAAAACCUAUUAUUUAUCAAUACCUUACAGAGGAUAAAAAUUGUGACUACUUUUUAAUAUUUAUUGCGAUCAACUGUGAAUCGCAACUGGGGAAAGAGGAAAGUUAGUUGUUCAGCUACCAAUGUAUAAAUUAUUGUAAGUAGAUUAUAAAUUAAUAGGUUGCUAAUUAAUUUCAAUAUGCAAAAAAAAACUUUGGAAGGGAAGCAAUAUUUCUGUAGUCAGAACACUGUUCUAUUUUCUUAAUUUUGUAAUUAAUCUUAAGAUCAUCUCAACUUGGGUAUAUAUUUUUUAAAAGAGAGCUUUUUUUUAGAAAGCUAAUUGUAUAUGAACAGGACAGUAAUUUUUAUCAAUUUAAUGGUGCAGUAUUCAUCUCGUGUUCUAUCCGAUACCCUGUAAGGAACUGGGACUUCCUAACUGUAAAAACACCUGCUGUGUUGAGAAGCAAACUGACUAGAUGUCUAAUAGAUUUGGAUACCAAACGUUUUAUACCCAGCUGAAAUGAAUGAGAAGUUUUAAGUUAUAAAUGCAAUUUUUAAAUAAUUUUUUUGUAAAAAAAUGUUUUUAAAAAAAGCAAAAGCGUUUUAGGCUCAAAGCGACAAUUACAUGUAACGGCAUUCCUAUCGGACUGUAGCAGGUACUGAGAAAAAUGUUUUCAAUGUUGUAUUAAAGGAACAUAAAUAUCAAAUGAAA
Molecule: messenger RNA, 2102 nt
Organism: Carcharodon carcharias (great white shark)
Lineage: Eukaryota; Metazoa; Chordata; Chondrichthyes; Lamniformes; Lamnidae
Product: RNA-binding protein 38-like
Exons: 4
Coding region: 227-862 (211 amino acids)
Cellular component (GO): cytosol
Molecular function (GO): RNA binding
Source: RefSeq, a predicted model, not a curated record